AGGUCGUGCACGAGAUGAGCUUGGUCACCUGAAGGAAUAAUCCAGUUCUAGUAUCUGGAAGCAUGUGCUUUAAAUGUAAUGUGGCAGUGUAGUGAGGUUAUCUAUAUCAUUAGCUUUCGUUCCUGUUGUACUAUAUGGGCUGCUAAUGGACCCACCCGCUAGCUCGCACUCUGUGGUGCUAUGAGUUUAAUGGUCAAGGCGACUCACACCACUCGCGCAGAUAAGAACAUCCCACGUACUCGCGCGACAUCAACAACAAUGGCAAACCGUAGUCUGUUUUGAUAGGAGAUUUCGGAUUGGAGCUACAUGAUCUGAAACUCUAUUAAUCCUGUUUUGUUUUUUCUUGAAUUGGUGGAUUUUAUUUUUAAUACCCGCGUGUCCGUCCGUGCUUUUAUUUUUUCGCUUUACAUUUUUUCCGACAAUGUGCGAGACGCUGUUGGCAAGCUCACACAGUCUGUGCAUGUGUGUCCCUGCUGCUGCUUUUCUGCUGGGCUACAGCUACUAACCUAGCUGCUUUUCAGUCGGUGGUUAGCUAACUUUAGCCUGGCCGCGUUUAUUGACUGGAGGGGGGAAAAGACAAACGAAUGUAAAGCGUAUUUGUAUAGUCUGUUUUAUGACAACAGCCCCCAAUUAUUUGCUGAUCGUCACUGUCGGUACCGUAAGCGGUGUUGUAUGAUUUGUCGUAGAAAAUACUUUGCUGGCUAGCUAAUAGGCUAGCUAUUUGUGUGUAUUCUUCGACGGAGGAAAACGGCGAGUUUCCUUUGAAAGUAUGGAUGACCAGACCAGGAUGAUGACGGGUCUCACCGGACUAGGUGGACUAGCACAAGCCGAUGUUGGUGACCCAGACUCGGUCAGAAAACAACAGUCCCUCGGUCAGCCUCAACAAGACAUAGGGGAUAUCCUACAGCAAAUAAUGGCCAUCACUGACGAAAGCCUGGACGAAGCACAGGCCAGAUACUGGCCAGAGGAAUCGCCGGCGCAUUGGGGUGGAUCAGACGACCCCACAGAGGGAGGGAGAGCAGGGGGGGGCAUGGCAGGGGGUGGCCUGCCACUCAACUUCCAGCACAGGAAGCAUGCCCUGAACUGUCACAGAAUGAAGCCAGCCCUCUUCAGUGUUCUCUGUGAGAUCAAAGAGAAGACGGUUCUGAGUAUACGAGGUGUGCAGGAGGAGGACCCCCCAGAUCCUCAGAUCAUGCGGCUGGACAAUAUGUUGCUAGCGGAGGGUGUGUCAGGACCAGAAAAGGGCGGCGGAUCGGCUGCAGCGGCUGCAGCUGCAGCGGCAGCCGGAGGCUCCCCCACCGACAGCAGCAUCGAACACUCUGACUACAGAGCCAAGCUUGCUCAGAUCCGCCAGAUAUAUCAUUCCGAGCUGGAGAAGUAUGAGCAGGCCUGUAGUGAGUUCACCAACCAUGUAAUGAACCUGCUGAGAGAGCAGUCUCGCACACGGCCCAUCUCUCCCAAGGAGAUUGAGCGCAUGGUGGCCAUAAUCCACCGCAAGUUCAGCUCCAUUCAGAUGCAGCUCAAACAGAGCACCUGUGAGGCUGUGAUGAUUUUGCGCUCACGCUUCCUUGAUGCCAGACGUAAGAGGCGUAACUUUAACAAGCAAGCUACGGAGGUGCUGAACGAGUAUUUCUACUCCCACCUUUCUAAUCCUUAUCCAAGUGAGGAAGCCAAGGAGGAACUUGCCAAGAAGUGUGGGAUCACUGUGUCUCAGGUCUCUAAUUGGUUUGGCAACAAGAGAAUACGCUACAAGAAGAAUAUUGGUAAGUUUCAGGAGGAAGCGAACCUCUACGCAGUUAAAACAGCGGUGGAUGCGGCCAAUGUGUCGGCGCAGGCCAGCCAGGCUAAUUCUCCGGCAACGCCCAACUCAGGGUCACCAGGGUCAUUCAGCUUAUCUCACACAAGCGACACCUACCUUGGCCUACGUUCCCUCAACGGGGAGGGUCUCAACAUCGCCCCCUCUCUACAGGUGGAUACCCUGCACCCUGCUACACACCUGACGGGCGGCUAUGAGGAGUUGUCAGGUAGUGGCCUCUACACCCCUCAUCGCCUGGAUGCUAACAGCUGGCAGGACACCACCAACCUCCCCUCGGUUACCUCCCCUCCCGGUCCUCCUGGCAGUGUCCACUCCGACACCUCCAACUGAUCUGUUGGCUCUUCCUGCCAUCACUUCAGUCCCACCGCAGUUUGCUCUGACUACCAUCUUCAGUCCCUCUUUUAUUUUUUUUAUUUUUUUUCUCUUCACUACUUUCUUGUCUCUCUACUCAACUAGAUGGCCACACAAGGCUUUAUUUGCAUUUCAUAAACACACUGUGCUGGAACACAGGACAGCCGAACAGUAGCUAGGAGGACUUCUCCAUCCAGCUCUUCUGAAUUCAGCUCUACCCUAAUGCUCAACGCUUCGUAACUCAGAUUUGAAAGGGGGUUGGAGUUUACUGAGGCUGAGAAAACAUGUUCUGUUAAGGACAUUUCUGAAGACCACUCACCCAGCUGUGUAGAUGAUCAUGAUGUCUGUACAUUAUGUGUAUAUGCACGUUAACUUCACACAGUACUUACACAGUUUGUUCACGUGCUGUUGACCUCUGCACUUAACCCUUUGCUUUGGAAAACUGUGUGUGAUUGCCUGUAUCUCUUGAAGCCUUGGCAUUUGACAGCCAAACUGUUGAUACGGAUCACCAGGGAGCUCUGCUCACCUUGCUCGUACCAAAGUGCUGCCCCAGUAGUCGUCAACACAUCUCUUCCUCAAAGAUCACCUUCUGCCAACUCAAUACAAGAGACUACUGUAUCUUCUGGUCCUUAUAGCUCGAUGUUUCAUUCUGUUGGAGAUUUCAAAGACCCUUCCACAACAUACACUUUGCAACUUUACAGUCGUUUUCAUAGUGAGCUGACAUAAAAGAUGUGUCAAGCACAAAAGUUAGCAUCCUUGUUAUGGGUGUCUCUACCUGUAAAAGGGUAGUUAAGGGGAUCACUGUUCUAAACCAGGCAGGACAAGUGAUAAUAGGGCUGAUGAGAAGAGGAGGAAAGGGCAGAGCGAGGACAACAUCUUUGGUUGAGUGGAUGUAACUAAUAGCCCUUUUUGUUGCUAACCAAUAGAGGGUGUUGGUAGAUGGCUUGUAGACUUUACUUCUUGCUUUCUGUCCACUAGUUUAUUUGAUUGUAGGCUAUUUUCUAAUGCUGUUUCACCAAGAAUGCACCAGCCACCACCAAAAAUUUGCUCAAUAAAGCAUCUAAAUGACGAUAAAAGAAGGGUGGAAAGAUUUUGGGGCAUUGAUGUGUUAUUGGGACAAAACGUGUCAUGAAUUUAGAAACGUGACUGUCUUCCAUGCAUGUAGGACUUCUAGGCGUGAUAUUGUUUUCAUUUAACCUUCCGAGUUUUUAGCUUCAUUUUUAUUAACAAAAAAUAAAGGGUAUAAUUAUUACAGUCAGACCAAAAAGGAAAAAAGUGCAUCAUGUAUUGCUAUGAUGUGUGUGUCUCUGUGGGCGUGUGUACAGUGUUCUUGGGAUGUCUUAGUCAAAAUGGCUGGUGCCCUCUGACCUUUGUAAACAUAGAGACUGGGUGCUUCCACCAGCCGAUCACACACCAGAUGGGGUUCAGCUGAGAUCUCCCCCCAAUCUUGAAACAUUUAAGCUUGUGAGCCCGAGGCAACACACUACAACCUUCUGUUGUACCAAAACCAAAAAUAUCAAGUUCAGUAAUGUAAUAAUGCUACUCUGUGUCUCUAAAGUUGGUGCACAGCCACCUUCUCAGUUUGAGGAGAGGAGGGAAUUAUAUUUGUAUCUGUGUCUCUCUGUGUGGUGUUGUCAUGCCUCAGUUGAUUUGAUUUUUGGGGCUUUUCGUUGUGGGGCGAGUAGUGUCGUAUCACACUUGUAAUUUGAUUGUGAGCAUAGAAGGAAUGCUCUCCUUUUUACCCAUCUUUUAAUACCUUCUGGUAAAACUACAAUUAUUUUAUCUUUAGUUCUAUGGCCAAUUGGGCAAGGGCUUCUCUCUCUCCUCUGUUACCAAAAAAGAGGCAGUCCUGGGUGUAGCAAAACUCUUAACCCACAUUUCAGACAACCCUGCAACAUUUUGGGUGAUUUCAUUGUUUGGAACUAUUUUAUACAUUAGCUAUUAUGUGAAUAACAAAGCAUUUUUGAUAGUAAGGUAAAGCCUUAUGAAGAUUUAAGUGUCAGUCAAGACUUUGUUGAAGCAUAUGUUACAGAACAAAACUUGAGCUUGAACGCUGAUCACAUGUGAUAACCCUGAGUACUCGUUUUGUUACUCAUUGCAGUUCAUAUGACUGUAUCUUAUAAUGUUAUUGCCACACCAAAUUAUCACGCCCCCGCCUUUUUCUACCUGUUGUAAUGGAUGUCACUGUACAGUUUGUGUAAUGUUUCAGUAAUUUUUCUUUUUUUUCGUAUAUAAGUUUUGAUGUUUGGUUGAAAUGCCUGUUUAUUUUUGGCCUUUGUAUCACAGGAUUCACAAUAACUAUCAGUUUAAAAUAUUAUUUAGGUCUUUUGUUACAUACUUGGGUUGAAAUGUAUGCUAUACAAAUGUAAUUGUAUUUGGUGCUGUGGAAAGAUAACUGUAUGAAUUGAGGUUAUAAACAUUUUAUUUCAUGUAUUGAUUUAUGGAUCCACUUCCUUUCUUAAUCUCCUCCAAGUUUCCUCAGUUAUACAGUCACUUUUCCAAAUAUUCCCCAAUUCUGGUGAAAUUUUUACCUUCUCAAAACAUUCCAAGAAACAGAAAAUUGCAGUUUAAAUACAAAAUUGGUUCUUUUGAGCUGUAAUAAGCCUCUCGGUUAUAUCUAAAAUGUAGAUACCUGUAAUUUCAUUAUUAAUAAAAAGAAAAAAUACAGACAGCAAAUUUGCAAACAGGAGUCGAUGCUUUUCAGGUUUUUUGUUAGAAAAAAAUUGUUUUACAUUUAAUCUGAAAAUCUGUUUUUGUGUGCCACACCAUAAACAGUGAAUAUAGCCUAAAUACAGUUGUCCAAAUCCUGUAAUGUUGAUACAUACACUGUAUGUCUCCUUGACACAUUUCAGCCUUAUGAUUGUUUGGAUUCUGUAAGUGACUAAAUGACUUCCACAGCACCAAAUGGCUUCUUAACCCUUUGAUUUCUUUGAUUUUUAUUAGUCAAUUUGUAUCUCCCUUCUUUCCCUUGUAUUUACCCCUCUCUCUACCUCUGUCUUUCCAUUUCUCUUGUAUAUAACCCCCACUGUUUUCAGACUUGUGAGUCUGUAUGAACUCCUUUUAUACCUCAACUUUAGAAUUGUUCUAGAAAGAGUAAAACAAAAAGGAAGAAUAUGACAAAUUGUAGUGUUCUUAUUAGAAAAUUAAUAAAAUGAUUUAGUGUGAUUUUUUUUUCCCCCCUUCAGUAUUUGAUUUCAGAUUUUAGAAGUGUUUCAUUUUAUAAUUUGUCACAAAUGCUCUUGUGAUAGUCAAACGUAAUAAAAGGAGAGAUUGCA
Pundamilia nyererei is the source of this 5442-nucleotide messenger RNA. It is a transcript of the gene pbx4, whose product is annotated as pre-B-cell leukemia transcription factor 4. The record is from RefSeq and is a predicted model, not a curated record. Gene Ontology annotation, biological process: regulation of DNA-templated transcription. Gene Ontology annotation, cellular component: nucleus. Lineage: Eukaryota; Metazoa; Chordata; Actinopteri; Cichliformes; Cichlidae. Gene Ontology annotation, molecular function: DNA binding; DNA-binding transcription factor activity, RNA polymerase II-specific. The transcript is spliced from 10 exons. The coding region runs from base 770 to 2146 and encodes 458 amino acids.